UCUCUCUUCAACCCACCCCAUCGCCGCCACCCUGUCACCCCCCCCCCCCCCCAUCACUUCACCUGCAAAACGCCGACGGACCCGUGGUUAAAAGGCGGUGCCGACACCACUGCCACUCGUAUCACAUCCAGCCGUCUCCUCUAACCUUUUCCUUAUUCUCAAUCUCUGUAAAAGGAGAAAGAUGAACCCCAAGUUCCAAGCUCGUUUCCUUGAUUCAAUGGAUACAAGCAAGAAUCCGCCGGAUUCUAUCCCUAACGGCUCCAAUAACUGAUACCAUCUCUGAAAAGAUAAGUCUCAUCACUUCCUUUCAUAACUUUUCUCCUCUUUUCCAACAAUUCUCAUAAAACCGUCACUUUUCCCCUUCUUUUCUUUAAAUUCGAAUUUCGAAUUUCAGCUGGUGAAAUGACCCAUUUUUCAGCUAUAAAUACAGCCCCUCUAGGGGUAGAGAUCAAUCGGAAAAAAACCCUUCACUUUCACAAAGUUCAGAGAAAAUACUUAGGCUUCAGUUUUUUUUUACUAGUCGCAACAACAAAAACUAUUCCGAGUGGAUUCGGAGACUCGACGACGACACUAGCCUCAGCUCGCUGUCACGAAGAAGAUAGAAAUUAACCAAAACCUACCAAAUAUCCAAAUGAUAGUCUCAUCUCCUCACGACUUGCAAACUUGGUCGAGGAACAUAAAAGUGGCACACGGACAAGAAGUUCGACAACAUCUAGGGUCGUUAAUGUCACUAAUGGGUAUCCAAGCUAACAAAACUCUCACCAAGCGGCUGCUAGAAUUUUGGGAUCCCGCCAGUGUAACCUUCAAUUUUUUGGAUUUUUAGAUAACCCCUACUUUAGAGAAAGUUUGUGGAUUCACAGACUUAACAUUUAAGGGAAGAAUGCCAGUGUCACCAUCCUUCAUAUCGGGAGAGAAAUUCUUGCGCAUUUUGAGAUUUAAUGUUUACCCGGUCUUGAGGAACGUGGAAAAUGAUCGAGUGAAGUUUGACUUCCUUUUUCAGAGAUUUGGGCGUCGAGAAAACUUUGAUCGAUAUCGGGAUGAGUUUGCAUGUGACCGCAGAAGGUGCGAGAAAAUGCGGCCACGAGUCUUCGCCAUAGCCUUGUUGGGGGUCUUGGUUUUCCCAAAGAGAGCCUACCGAAUCAAUAUUAACCUUUUGCCACUUGUUAUGAAUAUCUUCUCGGGACCGGAUGAAUUGACAUUGGUCCCUAUGAUCCUCGCGGAGAUGCUCCGAGCUCUAUCAGCUUUUUCAAGAGGGCAUAACUUUUUCGAGGGGUGUAAUCUCUUGCUGCAGUUAUGGGCCACGGAACACUUCUAUACUCGCCCCCCCCCCCCCCCCCCCCUUCCCCCCAAUCAUAGAUUACUGCAUAGAUGCUCGCAGCAGAAUUCAGAGCUAUACGGAAAAAAUGAGGUACUGGCCUGAACCUACAGGAGAAGAGGAGUGGUGCGCAUUCUUGGCUCAGCUCACGGGAGAUGUUAUUCAGUGGAAAUACCCCUGGCUAUCAGGGAGACCUUUGGUAAGAACUGCAAAUCUGUACUUCGUUGAGUUGGUCGGGUUGGACGGGAUUCAACCGUAUGCGCCUCUUAGGGUCCUGAGGCAGUUUGGAGUUACACAAGAUGUCCCAGUCUGGUCCCACAUGGCACUGCAUGAAGGUAACUAUGAUAGGGUGGUUCCAGUAGCACGAGUGAGAAUUCUACAAAGAGAAUGGCUGAACAUGAUCACAAUUGGUAUGGGUGACGAGAGUUGGUGCACACCCGAGUAUUACGCCUGGUAUAAUAUGGGAGGCCUGACACUUUUGCCAACCGAGGACGGAUUCAAUGGGCUCACGGACGAUGAUGUAGCCGUUUGGCUUGCAGUUGAGAUAUUGCCUUUCAUGAACGUCAAUAAUAAUAUGUACAGGAAGGUAUUUCCGGGUUCAGUAAACUAUCUGAUACAACUAGUAGAAGAGGAAGAUCUGGUGGAGCCGAAAGAUGAGAUGGAAGAGGAUCCCGAAAAAGAACCGACAGAGCCAGAUGAACCGAUGAAAGAGGAUCCGGAAGAAGAUCCAGAGUGGGAAUUAGAGCGUUAUCUUGUAACGGAGGUAGAACCGGAGAAAUCACCUAAGUACACUCCAGCAGAAUAUUCAGAGGAGGAACCGGAGGUGCAGUCCAAGUGCAGGCCCACAGUACAUGGUAUGGAGGAGGGACCUGAGUAUGAUCCGGAGGCAGGUUGGGAGAUAGAGACAGACCCAGAGAAAGAACCUAAGUACGACCCAGGGCCCGAUUAUGAUCCAGCAUAUUAUGGGGAUGACAAUGACGGCCCGACAUGGCCCUAGCUAUUUUCUUUCCCCCUUUUUUGUUUUAUUUACAUUCCAAAAGAGUGUCAUAUGGCCCAAUCCCCUUGUACGCCCUCGUGGCCACCCAUUGCAUUUCCAUUUCAAAUUUCCAUCGACCCAUUCCUUUUGUAUGCCUUUAUGGCCAUCCCUUUUGGUGUUUUAUCGUUUCAGGCUGCCAUAGGCCUCUCCUUGUAAGCUCUCGAGCUAUAUUUUGUUGGAAUGGAAGUUAUGUUUGUUCUUAAAAAUCACAGAAUGUGUCAAAAAAGGAUCAUCAUCAUCAACUUAUGUGUAACGCAGGCUUACCUCUGGCAAAAACGAGGCUCCACAAUUAUGACACGCUUGUUUGCACGUUGACUUGACGUAAUUAUGUGAUCAAAUGUGUUACUAUACUCGUUCUAAAGUUUCCCGGACUAACCUUUUGUUUUCUAAUUGUUUUUAUUUUAAUUUUAUCCCCCC
Lycium barbarum (goji berry) is the source of this 2768-nucleotide messenger RNA. RefSeq lists its product as uncharacterized. The transcript is spliced from 2 exons. The record is from RefSeq and is a predicted model, not a curated record. Lineage: Eukaryota; Viridiplantae; Streptophyta; Magnoliopsida; Solanales; Solanaceae. Bases 1404 to 2312 code for a protein of 302 amino acids.